AUGGCACUCAACCCGCACAAGAACAACAAAGUCGACAUCAGCCAGCUGACGGAAGAAGAACAGAAGCUCUUCCGCCUCUACGGCAAGCUCCCCAACCGCAAAGGCCUCCUGCAGAACAAACUCAAGGAGCGCAAGUACUUCGACAGUGGCGACUAUGCCAUGAGUAAAGCAGGGAAAGAUGACGUCGGACUGGUCGGAGGGCUGGGGAGGGAACAUCCGUCCCCCGACACGAUCCCACACCUAGCAGCCCAGCAAUCGCAGCCCGGCUCCUCCAGCCAGCCUGUCAGCAACUCAACACCCUCGCUGCAUCCCACGCCCAGCCAAGGUAUGUCCGGGUCGCCGGUCAAGGAGCCUUCGAUCCUGCAGCGCGGGACCAGCGUAGAUGAGCAAGCCCCAGAACGGGUGGUCUCUGAGAUCGAGAAAGCGGUUGAGGCUAAAGGGGUGCCGAUAAGGCAGUAA
Recurvomyces mirabilis is the source of this 459-nucleotide messenger RNA. RefSeq lists its product as uncharacterized. Bases 1 to 459 code for a protein of 152 amino acids. NCBI's taxonomy places the organism in Eukaryota, Fungi, Ascomycota, Dothideomycetes, Mycosphaerellales, Teratosphaeriaceae. Gene Ontology annotation, cellular component: cytoplasm. The record is from RefSeq and is a predicted model, not a curated record. Gene Ontology annotation, molecular function: protein phosphatase inhibitor activity. The transcript is spliced from 2 exons.